Molecule: messenger RNA, 3968 nt
Organism: Hevea brasiliensis (rubber tree)
Lineage: Eukaryota; Viridiplantae; Streptophyta; Magnoliopsida; Malpighiales; Euphorbiaceae
Product: protein MEI2-like 1
Exons: 16
Coding region: 432-3356 (974 amino acids)
Molecular function (GO): RNA binding
Source: RefSeq, a predicted model, not a curated record
GGGUCUGAUAUUCACUUCCGUUAAUCUACAAUAUCAUCCGCAACACCCAACCCCGCCUAUUUUCUUUUCUGCUUUCUUGUUUUCAAAGCCAACUAACAUUUUAACAUCACAUUCACACACCCCUCUCUAUCACACACAGCAACAAGAAGGAAAAAACCUCUCUCUGUAAGCUCACGAGUUGCCGGCGGGGGAAAUCUCGCCGGAAAUUCGCAUUAACACUGUCGGCAUCUUCAUAGCUGUCGAUUUCGAGCUCUGUAUCGCUGGCUCCGGGAAAGAGAGAAUAAAAACAGAGAGCCAAUUGGUUAUGAUGUUGGUGUUGAAUUUUUACAGAGAAGAAGGGCAAUGAACCCUGGACGGAGCGAGCAAUUCGGAUAAUAACCAGCUUUCUGUAAAGAUUUUUUGAAAAAUUUUUGGGUGUCUAAGGUACCGCCAUGCCGUUUGAAGUUAUGGAUCAGAAGAGUGGAACUGAAUCGUCCCAUUUUUUUGAGGGCAUCCGGCUACCUGCUGAGAGACAAAUUGGAUUUUGGAAGCCGCAUUCAAUGCCUGAUCACCAAAUAGGGACAGGUGGAAUGGUACAAAUUCCUGGCAGCAAGUUGGUUGCUUCAUCACCUUUGAAGAAGCUUUCACCAGGUGGAGCACUGCCAGAGUCGAUGCUGGCCAUGGAUCAAAAGGACAAGCUAUCCAUUUGUGAAGGAAGUGCUAUUAUGUUGAAGACUUCAUGGAAUUCUAUGGACCAUCAUGCAAAAUCAUGGUCAAGUUUGUCUGUGCAGCCUGCAUCUUAUGGUUUGGGCAGAAAUAGGGCUGGUAUUAGUGCGACUCAGUGGGAAAGCAGCCUGUUCUCAAGCUCAUUUUCUGAUGUAUUUAGUGGGAAGUUGAGGUUAUUAGAUAAUGAUGUUAAGUCACAUCAUAUAUCUCCCCGUGAGGAAGAUGAGUCUUUUGAAUUGCUUGAAGAACUUGAGGCUCAGACUAUUGGAGAUCUCCUUCCUGCUGAAGAUGAUUUGUUUUCUGGAGUGACUAGCGAGUUGGGACAUAAUGCUUAUGGCAAUAGCGGGGAUGAUUUGGAAGACUUUGACUUGUUUAUCACUGGUGGAGGCAUGGAAUUAGAAGGGGAUGAUCGUCUGGGUGUUGGUCAACGAACUUCUGAUUUUGUUGGGCGAGUUAACAAUGGUCUAGGAGUUUCUAAUGGUUCAAUUGUUGGUGAACAUCCUUAUGGUGAACUCCCUUCUAGAACACUAUUUGUCAGAAACAUCAAUAGCAAUGUUGAAGAUACUGAGAUAAAGGCUCUUUUUGAGCAAUAUGGAGAUAUUCGGACGCUUUAUACAGCCUGCAAGCAUCGUGGUUUUGUUAUGAUAUCUUACUAUGACAUUAGGGCAGCCCGAAAUGCAAUGAGAUCUCUGCAGAAUAAGCCACUAAGGCGUAGGAAGCUUGACAUACAUUACUCAAUUCCGAAGGACAAUCCAUCUGAGAAAGAUAUUAACCAGGGUACUCUAGUGAUUUUCAAUCUUGAUUCUUCUGUUUCAACUGAGAAGCUGCACAAAAUAUUUGGAGUUUAUGGAGAAAUUAAAGAAAUCCGUGAAACCCCUCACAAGCGCCAUCACAAAUUCAUAGAGUAUUAUGAUAUUAGAGCUGCAGAAGCAGCUUUGUCUGCAUUAAAUAGGAGUGACAUUGCUGGGAAGCAGAUCAAGCUUGAAACAAGCCGUCCUGGGGGUACAAGACGUUUGGCGCUAAAGCCUGAGCAGGAGCAUGAGGAACCCAAUCUUUGUAAAAGCCCAUUUGAUGACUUAUCAGCUGGACGACUAGCAACAUUUUCUCCUGGAGUAAUUGCAUCUAGCUACAUGGACAAUGGAUCAACUCAAGUUUUACCUUCUACCAUUCUGUCGCCUGUGGGUUCAUUUAUUGAAUCUCAUCAGAGUUCUAGUGUUCCAAAUAACUUGCCCUCUCCAGUGACAGUGGGAUCUGUCGGCAAACAAUUUGCUGUUCACGAAUCUAACCACUCCAUGAAUGAAAUAAUGUUUGGUAACCAAUGCAUUUCAAGUUUCCACCCUCACUCCUUGCCAGAGUAUCACGAUAGUUUAGCCAAUAGUAUUCCAUAUAACUCCGCAAGUAACAUUGGAGGCAUGGUUCGUAGUCUUGGUUCCAAAGUGACAGAAGGAAUCAACAGCAGGCACAUUCAAGGAGUAGGUUCAAACGGGCACCUUAUGGAACUUAAUGAAGGGGUUUUUGGAUCUUCUGGAAAUGGAAGUGGCUCUCUUCCUGGACAUCAUUAUUUAUGGAACAAUUCCAACCCAGGUCAGCAACAUCAUUCAAACCGUAUGAUUUGGCCAAAUUCGCCAUCAUUUGCCAAUGGUGUUCAUGCUCAUCACCUUUCACAUAUACCUGGAUUUCCUGGAGCACCUCCGGUUAUGCUCAACACAUUACGUGCACAUCAUCACAUAGGAUCUGCUCCAGCUGUUAAUCCUUCCUUGUGGGAUAGGCGACAUGCUUAUUCUGGGGAGUCUUCAGAAGCUUCUAGUUUCCAUCUGGGUUCUCUUGGGAGUGUGGGUUUUCCUGGUAGCUCUCCACCACAUCCUAUGGAAAUUGCUUCCCACAACAUUUUCUCUCAUGUUGGCGGAAAUUGUGUGGAUGUGACUAAAAAUGCUGGACUACACGCUGCUCAGCCAAUGUGCCACAUUUUCCCUGGGAGGAACACGAUGAUCUCAAUGCCAUCCCCUUUUGAUUCUCCUAAUGAACGUGUUAGAAAUCUCUCGCAUUGCAGAAUUGAAUCAAAUUCCAAUCAUUCAGAUAAGAAACAAUACGAACUUGAUAUUGACCACAUAGUGCGUGGCGAAGAUGGUCGAACCACAUUGAUGAUAAAGAACAUUCCAAACAAAUAUACUUCAAAGAUGUUAUUGGCUGCAAUUGAUGAGCACUGUCGAGGAACUUAUGACUUUAUUUACUUACCAAUUGAUUUCAAGAACAAAUGCAAUGUGGGCUAUGCAUUCAUUAACAUGACUGAUCCUCAACAGAUUAUUCCAUUCCACAAGGCAUUCAAUGGCAAAAAAUGGGAGAAGUUCAACAGUGAAAAGGUGGCAUCACUUGCAUAUGCUCGAAUUCAGGGAAAAGCUGCUCUUAUUGCCCAUUUCCAGAACUCAAGUUUGAUGAAUGAGGAUAAACGCUGUCGUCCUAUACUCUUUCAUACUGAUGGUCCAAAUGCUGGUGAUCCGGAGCCCUUCCCUAUGGGUACCAAUAUUCGAUCAAGACUGGGCAAACCUCGAACCAAUAGCAGUGAGGAGAACCACCAUCAGGGGAACCCUUCUAUUCCAGCAAAUGGAGAGGAUUCUUCCAAUGGAACAGACUCAUCAUCAGGUUCUGAAUGAGCAGUAUGCUUCCUUCAAAGCACUAACUCUAAAAUCUGUAUAAGAGUACAGUUCCAUAUCCACCCCAAUUCUGUAAAUUAGGGGUGACCUGACGACUCUCUUUUUGGCUAUAGAGAAGAUCUUUUACGGAGUUCUGGAUGCCAAAGUGCACAUUCAGAAAAUUUUCUGUUCCCAUAAGAAAAAAAGAAGAAAGUUUCUUAUCUAGGCCAAAUGUGAGUAUAGAGAAUGGCUUAACAAGGCUUAAAAUUUUGGUUAGUCAUGACUAAACAACAUUACGAAUUUACGAUGUAAAGAAGUUCCUCCACUUGUGCACAGGCGUAGGAGGUAUCUUCUGUAUCGUUUUUAGUUUUGUAUCUCCAUAUCUCUGUAAUUUCAAUUUUCAAUUUUCCCUGGGAGGUGUUCCCGCUUCUAGUUGAUUCAGUUUUUGUUCAGGGCCAGGUGUGGUUGCCCAAGCGCUGACGUAUCUUGGUUUGUAGAAAUUUUUGAAGCGCUCUUCUCUUCUAUAACCGACACUAUUUAAUAUUUAUUACUUUAUCAAGUCUUCGUCUUCUCAUCGCCUGUGAUUGUCUAUGGAUUCUUCAUAACAGAAUUAGCCAACUUGUUUUUCUUGAA